AUGGUUCUGUUUCGACCCAACUUCCAGCUGAUGUUGCUCAGCCUUAAUCUCGUCUUGCUACUGGCGCUCCAAGCAUCCCCUGCACUUGCCGACGGUCUGCAGGCCGACCACGGUCCCGCCCGCAUCAAUCCCGCAGCACGACGCCAUGCAGGUCGAGCCGGUCGCUUGUCCAAGCGAUUUCCUCCGCUCGCGGCUAGCCAUGCUCCCUUAGCCGUUAGGCGGGAUCGAGUUCACCAUGAGCCCAUCUACGGCUUAACACCUGCAGAGAUUGACGAAUUGCUGGCAGAGCAAGAAUUGGAAGAUUCCAUUUCCAAUGCUAACAGCACCACCUCGUCACGCCACCAUAGCCAUUCCAGAACCCGAUCCGCCUCAAAUUCGCAAGAGCCUACCAGCACCUCAUCGAUGCACACUUUCGCUUUCCCCACCAGCAAUUCGACAUCACACAACGCUACCUCGCUGUCUUCCACUCAUGCUCCUGCAUCCACAUCUGCAUCCACAUCUGCAUCUGCCACAUCCAUUGUUCCAUCGGCCACACGCUCAUCUCUGAGCCAGUCUUCGUCGAUCUCGACGGAUGGUAGCAAACCACCUUCGGCAUCGUCCUCUUCGACUCCCGAUGAUGGCGACCACGACGCUAGUACUUCGGCCAAUUCCGUCUCCAACAACAAUGAUGACGACGCUGGUGGGCUACUCGAUGGCCUUUUAACCCCGUCAUCCACAUCCUCGUCGAGCGCUAGCGCCGCCACCACUUCGAGCGAUAGUGCCACUGCCGACGGUGGUUUGUUGGACGGUCUCCUGGGCCCGUUGUUCACUUCUUCGUCUUCCUUAGCCUCAGCCUCUGCGACUGUCGACAGCCAGAAUGACUCGCCAUCCGCAACCACUUCUUCGCGCUCUCCGCUUGUUACUAGUUCAUCGUCUUUGAGCCAGCCAUCUGGCUCGUCGCACGAUUCGGACAGCCGCGACGACUCGACUUUUUCGAGUAAGCUCAGCCAGUCCACACAACCUGACUUUUACAGCUUCACUCCCCAGGCCACUCGUUCCGCGUCUCGCACUUCGACGACACUGCCGGUGACAGGGCUUUUACCCAGUUCCUUGCCGGUACUAGGUUCCUCUUCGUCAACUUCAGACUUUCCGUCAGCCACCCCUUCCCCGACGCCCUCACCAUCGCAUCGCAGCCCUGGCUCUGAUUCUAGCUCGAGUACAGCCUCGUCCGACGACCCUUCGAGCAGCAGCAGCAGCAGCAGCAGCAGCGAUGAUGACAGCGGCAGUCCCUCCACUGCUCCCUCGUCCUCAUGGACACACGUAAUUACUUCGACUGACGAUAGCGCUGGCUCGUCGACCGCGACGACACACGCGACCGCAACAAUGUACUUGACCUCGACGAUGCAUCCAACCGCCACCAUCACUACGGCUCCUUCAUCGAUAUCGCAGGAUACAUUUGCUGUUCCAACUAGCACCAUCUCCAAUGACCACGCAAGCUCUGAUAGCUCUGACCAAAGUUGGACACACGUAAUUACUUCGACUGACGAUAGCGCUGGCUCGUCGACCGCGACGACACACGCGACCGCAACAAUGUACUUGACCUCGACGAUGCAUCCAACCGCCACCAUCACUACGGCUCCUUCAUCGAUAUCGCAGGAUACAUUUGCUGUUCCAACUAGCACCAUCUCCAAUGACCACGCAAGCUCUGAUAGCUCUGACCAAAGUUGGACACACGUAAUUACUUCGACUGACGAUAGCGCUGGCUCGUCGACCGCGACGACACACGCGACCGCAACAAUGUACUUGACCUCGACGAUGCAUCCAACCGCCACCAUCACUACGGCUCCUUCAUCGAUAUCGCAGGAUACAUUUGCUGUUCCAACUAGCACCAUCUCUAAUGACCACGCAAGCUCUGAUAGCUCUGACCAAAGUUCAAGCAGCAUUGAUCAAGAAUCGUCAUCGUCGUCACUAUCGGGGUCUUCUACAGACGAUUCUAUCUCUGGCUCUUCUACGUCUUCCUCGUCGAGCAUCACCACCAACCCCUACUGGUACGCUAACACACAGUCUCUAAUAAUAGCGCCAAGCAGCACAUCGUCUGCCGAUCGACCAGCCGAGACGGGAUCGCAGAAUACAGCCGACAUCAAUGGAUCGACUACUUCAGCCUCGUUGGACACUUCUCCAAACGCUCCCGCUGCCCAAGACUUGCCUCUGACGAUCGUGCCCUCGGCUGACUCUUAUGAGCAGCCGCCCAACACCACCUCGAUCGGACUAUUGUUCAAGCCUGAUAUGAAGUGGACGUGGGUCAUCUCGCAGGCUGACUUGACGGCGCAAAUCUUUGCAUUCAUGCCCGGUCUCGUCGGGCAGUCGGCGGGCAUCGAGAGCUCCAAGGUCUCGACGGUCAAGCUGGUUGGCUACUCACCCGAAGUCAACGACACUGCCACCACGAGCACGCUGAGCACGGCUAGAACGCUGUACAUGGCGUACGUGCCUUCUUCGAGCGUGGACGACAUUCAGGCCAUGGUCUCCAACAUCUCGUCGCCGUUUUACACGUCGGCUGCCGCGGGAGCACCGCAGCAAUUGGCAAGUCAAGUGGACCCAACGUUCAACAUUCUUAGCGUUUCUGGUCAUGCUGCAGCCGGGGCCAAGCAGAAUGCCAAAACGAGCGCCGGUUCGGGCAAAGACGACUCGACGCUGCGCAACAGUCUGAUUGGUGUUGGCUGUGGAUUGGCCGGAUGCUUUGCUCUUGUGGCUGCUGGUCUUUUGUGGCGCAAGCAUCGCAAGGGCCAGAAUGACGACGGAGCGACUGGCAACCAUGGCGGAGUGUCACGUGCACACACCAUUCGCUCGUUUCACGGCGGACUGCGCGAGACGUGGGCACCGGAUGCGCUCGAUCAGCACCGAGCUCUGGACACGGCUGGCGAGAUGCAACAAGUCUGGUUGCCUCACGAGGUGGGAAUGGCGAUGGGUUACCCUGAGCAGGUCAUGCAAGGACGCGAGGAUGGCUUUGGUGGCUAUGUGACGUCCGACCCCUUUGACGAUGCGCGCGCCGGCGCCGGCGCUGGUGUUGGUGGCGUAGGUGGCUACGUGAACAUGAACCGCUCGAGCCGUAUGACGGAGCGGUCCAGCUACUCGGAUUUGAGUCAGAUGACGGAAGCGCAGCGUAUUCAGUACGACUACGCGUCGUCGCGUCGCUCGUUCCAUUCGACAUCGGAUCACUCGGGAUCGCACGGCUCUCACAGCGAGCAGAGUGAGCACAGCGCGCACAGCGCUAGCUCGACAGAUAUGCUGUCGACUUAUCAAGACGACUAUCGCGUUCCUCACCAGCACACGAGCAGCCACGCGUUUGGUAACAGUUCAAACAACACAAGGUCACGUCGUCGUGGCAGCGUCGCCAGCUCGACAAUUGGUCGUCCCGAGAUGAUGAGCAACUCGGUUCUCCUUUAA
Molecule: messenger RNA, 3423 nt
Organism: Mycosarcoma maydis (corn smut)
Lineage: Eukaryota; Fungi; Basidiomycota; Ustilaginomycetes; Ustilaginales
Product: transmembrane mucin involved in surface sensing via MAP-kinase cascade
Exons: 1
Coding region: 1-3423 (1140 amino acids)
Biological process (GO): hyperosmotic response; signal transduction involved in filamentous growth; osmosensory signaling pathway via Sho1 osmosensor
Cellular component (GO): extracellular region; plasma membrane; site of polarized growth
Molecular function (GO): osmosensor activity
Source: RefSeq, a predicted model, not a curated record